AAGUCAUCCACAAGUAGAGAUGACGACGGUUACAGUGAAGCCGACAGUGACAGCAUCGUAUACCCUUCAGUUGCCCGCAGAAACAGAGCAUCCACCUUCGCUGACGCCCACCGUCACUCAUACGUUUCCACUCGGUAAUAGCUCUUCAUCCAGUGCAUCGGAUCUGGACCCUGCGGACGUGCGGGAAUACUAUGCUGGACUACGCACUGCGAUCGCUGCUACACGGCUAAAACUCGGGGAAGAGCUUACCGUAUGGAGGGACGCGGUGGGCAAUAAGGAGGCUGGGAAGGAGAGGAAGUUCAAGCCGGCGAAAGAAGAGGAAGAGGACGGGGAGGAUGAAGACGAGGGGGAAGUGUGAGUGGUAUCUUCUACAUGGAUUACAUCACGAGGGCAGCCGGGAUCAGAUGAUCAUCGAUACAUGUCGACGCGUACGCGGGUCGAGCCACACGGUGCCGUGUCGCUCUGCUACGCAGCUCACCUAGCAAAUCUUUGAUGGUCUUCUGACUUCAAU
Messenger RNA from Pisolithus orientalis, 511 nucleotides. RefSeq lists its product as uncharacterized. The coding region runs from base 20 to 358 and encodes 112 amino acids. The transcript is spliced from 2 exons. The record is from RefSeq and is a predicted model, not a curated record. NCBI's taxonomy places the organism in Eukaryota, Fungi, Basidiomycota, Agaricomycetes, Boletales, Pisolithaceae.